UCUUUGCCGCAUCUAUUGCGAGGAUGAAGACCAUUCUCAGCAAUCAGACUGUCGACAUCCCAGAAAAUGUCAACAUCACUCUGAAGGGCCCCAGAGGCCCCCUGCAGAGGGACUUCAACCUCAUCAAUGUAGAACUUAGUCUCCUUGGAAAGGAAAAGAAGAGGCUCUGGGUUGACAAAUGGGGGAGAAAUAGAAAGGAGCUGGCCACGGCUCACACUAUCUGCCGUCAUGUGCAGAACACAAUCAAGGGUGUCACACUGGGCUUCCGGUACAAGAUGAGGUCUGUGUAUGCUUACUUCCCCAUCAGCGUCGUUAUUCAGGAGGAUGGUUCUCUUGUUGAAAUCAGAAAUUUCUUGGGUGAAAAAUACAUCCACAGAGUUUGUCUCAGGUCAGGUGUUGCUUGUUCAGUAUCUCAAGCCCAGAAAGAUGAGUUGAUUCUUGAAGGAAAUGACAUUGAACUUGUAUCAAAUUCAGCUGCUUUGAUUCAGCAAGCCACGACAAUUAAAAACAAGGAUAUCAGAAAAUGUUUGCAUGAUAUCUAUGUUUCUGAAAAAGGAACAGUUCAGCAGGUCAAUGAAUAA
Molecule: messenger RNA, 581 nt
Organism: Molossus molossus (Pallas's mastiff bat)
Lineage: Eukaryota; Metazoa; Chordata; Mammalia; Chiroptera; Molossidae
Product: 60S ribosomal protein L9-like
Exons: 1
Coding region: 24-581 (185 amino acids)
Biological process (GO): cytoplasmic translation
Cellular component (GO): ribosome; cytosolic large ribosomal subunit
Molecular function (GO): structural constituent of ribosome; rRNA binding
Source: RefSeq, a predicted model, not a curated record